AUGAGAUUCUACCUAGAGUCGAUUUUGGUUCCAGUUGAUGAUUUUUUCAACAGAUAUCCGUUUUUUGUUGCUGGGGUUGUUUUCAUUUGGCUGUUUGUCAUCCCUGCGACUCAAGAAUACUUGACAAAGUACAAGGACAUAUCUACUCUUGAUGCUUUGAAAAAGCUUAAGGAUGACCCAAAUGCCCAGCUGUUAGAUAUCAGGGAUAACAAGACUCUGAGGGUUCUGGGCUCGCCCAAUUUGAAGAUUUUUAGUAAGAAUGUUGUUCAGGUCAAAUUUCGUGAUGGGGAUGACGAGGGUUUUGCAAAGAAAGUGAAAGAGAAUUUCGAGGAUCCUGCAAAUACCACCAUUUACAUUCUUGACAAUUUUAAUGGUAACUCCAUGAUGGUAGCUGAGUUAUUGUUCAACAAUGGGUUCAAAGAGGCUUAUGCUAUUCGAGGUGGAGUUAGAGGCAACAAGUCAGACACCAAAAACAACAUUGUACCUCACACACCAUACGACCCCACUAGAUCUGUACAAGAAAUACUACAUGGUUCCAUACUUGUUACAACCCAAAAGCUUCAGAGUAUAUAUCCAUUUGCCAAAUCCAAAAUCCUCAUUGAUGUUGCUGAUGAGUAUGGAGGUCAUGCAGAAGUUAGAUCACAAUCUUGUGUCAACUAUCUUUUAGUAAUUUCUCCUUCAAGGUCCAUUAGAACUCAGUCUUCAAUGUUUGUUAAAGAUAUUGCUUCUUGUUUUCAGAAUGAAGUUGGCAUUCCUGCAGUUACAGACAACAAAAUCCCUCAACCAUUUACUUUAAAUGAAUCAAGUUUUCUCUCGAAAUCUGCCGAUAUUGCCCCUGAUAUGAAUUCAACCAUACAAAAACAGGACAAUGCUGUUUCUCAAUCAAGCAUACCUCCUAAAGAUAUAGAUACACACCAAAAAACUACCAAUAACAGUAAGUUUCUUUCCGAUACUGCACCUGAUAUGCCUCUUAGUGUGUCCCCAAUGGAGGACCUUUUGUGUUCUGUUGUUCCUUGUAGCUUUUCUUCCGAUAAUACCCCUCCCCAUGUUAAUCUCCAUAACCCAAAACGUGUCUCACCCCAAAAUACUGAUAAUACCCCUCCCCAUGUCGCAAAGGCCCGUGAUGUUGGGGUCAACAGUAUUGUGCUUUUCCCAAAAGUUCCAGAUGCAUUAAAGACCCCUACAGGAGAUGAAACAUAUAAUGAUUCCGGAUUAAUACCUCGAACAAUCAGGUUGCUUAAAGACAAGUACCCUGAUCUCACAGAAAUGGUAUUCAGUUCAAAGGAUAGUACAAUCAUAUAUGAAGAUAUUGAUAGAAUCAUUGCUAAGGGAGAAGAGGGAACUGCAGAACUUGAUGCCAAGAUGAAAAAAUUCACAGAAGAUGCAAUCAAGUUCAAAAUGGACGACAGUAUGUACAUUUAA
Lactuca virosa is the source of this 1422-nucleotide messenger RNA. Lineage: Eukaryota; Viridiplantae; Streptophyta; Magnoliopsida; Asterales; Asteraceae. The record is from the annotation of a GenBank genome assembly.